Messenger RNA from Amphimedon queenslandica, 2833 nucleotides. Its product is annotated as deleted in malignant brain tumors 1 protein-like. The transcript is spliced from 14 exons. Lineage: Eukaryota; Metazoa; Porifera; Demospongiae; Haplosclerida; Niphatidae. The record is from RefSeq and is a predicted model, not a curated record. Gene Ontology annotation, cellular component: membrane. Bases 47 to 2386 code for a protein of 779 amino acids.
AUAUGAUGCUGCUGUUAAGUGUGAAGCUCCUUGUACUAAUGACACAAUGAGAUUGAAUGGUGGUGGAGUUAGACAUGGCAGAGUUGAAGUGUGUAUUAGUGAAGUAUGGACUACCAUAUGCAGUGACUACUGGGACUAUGAAGAUGCUUCAGUUGCUUGUAGGCAGUUGGGAUAUUCACCCUAUGGUGCUAUACCAUUGACAAGUUAUUUCACUGACUAUGACUGGUCUUAUGGUAUUCUUGAUCCAAAUUGCACUGGUCUUGAGUCUAAUAUAUGGAACUGUUCUCAUAAUGAAGUCAUUGACUCUAAUACUUGCACUGGUUAUGAGGAUGCUGGAGUUAUCUGUCAAAGUGGUACUAUUCAGCCGGUUAACUGUGAGACUGGAGACAUUAGACUGAUUGGUGGAACUACUAGUAAUGAAGGGAGAUUGGAAGUAUGUGUGAACAGAGUAUGGGGUACGGUCUGUGGUGUUUCAUGGGGUUCUACUGAUAGCAGAGUUGCUUGCAGACAACUAGGACACCAAGAAUUAGGUUCAGUAAGUGGGUAUGGAUUGUAUGGUCAAGGAAGUGGACCAGUUGUUUUUGGUUACAUGUAUUGUAAUGGAAAUGAGGACACACUCUUUGAUUGCCGUAGAAAUGAACCAUCAGUUGCUUCUGGAACAUGUACCAGCCACUCUUAUGAUGUAGGACUGAGAUGUGAACCUAAAUGUGAGAGUGGCAGUAUUCGUCUUGGUGGUGGUACAUCAAGUUCUAAUGGUCGAGUUGAAGUAUGUGUUGAUAAAGCAUGGGGUACUAUCUGCAGUGAUUACUGGGAUAAUGAUGAUGCUAGUGUUGUGUGUAAACAACUUGGUUAUUCACCUUAUGGAGCUAUUGGUGCACCUGGCUCAGGUUCAAUUACAAACAAUAUCUGGCCUCAUCAUAUCACUGAUGUGAAUUGUACUGGAAAUGAAAACAACUUAUUUUCAUGUCCUUCUAAUGGGCUAACUGGAUACAACUGCCCUAAUAGUAAUUUCGCAAUUAUAUCAUGUCAAAAUAUUGGUACACUUAAAGCAGACUGUACUGAAGGUGAAGUGAGACUGGUUAAUGGUAACACACAGUAUGAAGGACGUGUAGAAAUAUGCAUCAAUAGAGUAUGGGGAACUGUAUGUAGUAGAAGAGACAAUCGUUGGAAUUGGUCGUGGUGGAAUUCUUGGCAUACACUUGACAGUAAUGUUGUGUGUAGGCAGGCAGGACACAUGGAGCUAGGAUCAGUUGCAUACACUAGAGCUAGUGUAUUUGGGCAAGGCUCAGGCCCUAUACUGAUAUCUUCAAUUCAAUGUAGUGGACAGGAGUCACAUCUAAUUAACUGUUCCUAUUCUCCAAUAAUACCAUCAUACUGUUCACAUACUUAUGAUGUUGGAGUCAAAUGUGAAGCUCCUUGUGCCAAUGGUACUGUUCGUCUAUACAGUGAUUCAGGUAGCUAUUUCAGGAGAUAUGGACGAGUUCAAGUGUGUGUGAAUAAUGCCUGGGGAACAAUUUGUGAUCACUUUUGGGAUAAAAAAGAUGCAAGUGUAGUGUGUAGAAUGCUUGGAUACUCUCCCUAUGGUGCUUCUGCCUUAAGAGACUCAUAUACUGAAGGAACAUGGUAUAUUCACAUUAAUGAUCUUAACUGUACUGGGGCAGAGUCUUCACUUUGGGACUGUCCUAUGAAUGGACUUAAUGAUUAUUCUUGUUAUCAUUAUGAUGAUGCUGCUGUUCUUUGUCAAUUGAUUGGUGUCGAGAAUUCUACUUGUACUACUGGUGAAGUGAGAUUGGCUGAUGGUGCUACAGUGUAUGAAGGAAGAGUUGAAGUGUGUGAGAAUGGAGUUUGGGGCUCGGUUUGUACUAGGUCUUCAUCUAAUGUUAGGAAUGCUUACACUUUUUGCCAAGAAUUAGGAUAUCAAGGUGGUAUAGUACUUCCGAGUUCAAACUUUGGUGUUAGUAAUAAUCCAAUUUUGAUUUAUGAACUGUCUUGUGGUGCUUUUCAAUCAAAUCUAAGUAACUGUUACCAAAGAAAGUAUCCACACUAUUAUGGUUGGUGGUGGUAUGGGUGUAACAAUUAUCAAGAAUUAAGCAUCAGAUGUGAAAGUCUUUGUGUUAACAAUAAAAUAGAGCUAUAUGGUGGCCCUUCUAGUCGUCAUGGUAAUAUAAGAGUCUGUGUCAAUGGUUCAUGGGUUAUGGUGUGUGGAUAUGGUAAUACUGUCAUUGAUAAUAAUCUAGCUAGUGUUGUCUGUUCCAGCAUUGGAUACUCAGCUUAUGGUAAACUUAAUAUCCUAUUCGUCCUGAGAUGCACGCACAAAAUAUAUACAACAAAUACAAUAAACCCUGCAAAUCCCCCCAAAAGGGGGAAAAGAGGGAAGGGUUGGUAACAUUGUAUGGGCCACACCCCCUAAGCUUGCUUUGCCUGGUUGUAAAUGGUGGUCAAACUGAACCCAAGGCUUACGUACUAGUUCAACGCUGUGAAGCUAGUACGGCCACUUACGUACUAGUUCAACGCUGUGAAGCUAGUACGGCCAGAUCAUGAAGCCAACCUGGCCCACCCUGGCAGCAAUGCAGCAAUGAUGCCUGGCACCUAAACAAGUGCCGCCAAAAUCUAACUCUUACCAGCUGAACCAACUAAGGGGUCCAAUUCAGGGUGGGCCGUAUUUGCCAUGAGCAACUGAAUACUCUGCAUUAGAGUGCCAAUAGUUAAGCUGCAUUAACUAUGCCACUUGGGUCAGGCAAUUACCCACCAUGCCUUAGCAUUAUGUGUAAUCAUUAAUGCUGCUUAUGCCUCAUGCUUAAGGUUCACAAUAGAGAGGGAGGCAUAUUGAUUA